Molecule: messenger RNA, 477 nt
Organism: Helobdella robusta
Lineage: Eukaryota; Metazoa; Annelida; Clitellata; Rhynchobdellida; Glossiphoniidae
Exons: 4
Coding region: 1-477 (158 amino acids)
Source: RefSeq, a predicted model, not a curated record
AUGCAAACAUGUUUCUACAUACAAACAUGUCACAGUACAACUCCACAUGACAAGGUCCAUUUAAUACAAGACCAUGUAGAUCUCAGGCACUUGCCGUAUGUUUCACAUGUUUGUACGGAAGUCUGGUAUAUUCCCACACCAUUCCAACCACAACAUCUCAAAGCAGCUUCUCCGAACUUCUCGGUGCUGACGAGGGAUCAGACGAUAAUAGCGGCCAGGGAGGAGACCAUCGUUCUCGAAUGUUCCUUCCACGUCCAGCAACUGAAUCUCUUCGUCAACCCUCUCAUCUGGGUGAAGAGGCAGCUUAACGAGGAGGUCAAGAUUAACAUCAUGAGAAAACUAAAAGAACCAUUCGCUGGUACCAAAAGGUUCCUAUCAACUAUGAGGUCUGAUCCACCCAAACACACAUUCAGACUCACCAUACUCAAGCCUCGCAACUCGGCCACUAACAUUCGCACUGCAUCAUAUGAAACAUGA